Molecule: messenger RNA, 3262 nt
Organism: Equus quagga
Lineage: Eukaryota; Metazoa; Chordata; Mammalia; Perissodactyla; Equidae
Product: zinc transporter 9
Exons: 18
Coding region: 106-1821 (571 amino acids)
Biological process (GO): zinc ion transport; transmembrane transport; positive regulation of transcription by RNA polymerase II
Cellular component (GO): nucleus; membrane
Molecular function (GO): monoatomic cation transmembrane transporter activity
Source: RefSeq, a predicted model, not a curated record
GCCGGCGUCCGUCUUAGCUGAUGUGUGGUCUAUGGAGUCAGUUGGUGCUGGUGGCGGCGCGGAGGCAGGAGGCGGUGUCCCAGUGGGGGCCUUUGCCCCGCCAGAAUGUUACCGGGCUUGGCCGCCGCCGCUGCGGCCCACAGAUGUAGCUGGUCCUCCCUGUGCCGGCUCCGUCUGCACUGCAGGGCGGCGGCCCGCGGCUCCAGCGAGCGCCAGGAAUGGCAGAAUUUAGUGACAUUUGGAAGCUUUUCAAAUAUGGUUCCCUAUAGCCAUCCAUGCAUUUGUACACUGAAUCAAGUAAAGUGGUACUCUGCAAAUGUUCAGAAAGAAGGACCGGGGUCACAAACUGUCAGAGUGGAAAAAGUACCAUCAUUUGAUGAAACAGCUGAAAAUAUAGGUGCAGAACUCAAAGCUCCACUUAUUAAGCAAGAACCUCUCCAAGUAAGAGUCAAAGCAGUCCUUAAGAAGAGGGAGUAUGGACCAAAGUAUACUCAAAAUAAUUUCAUUACUGGAGUCAGAGCAAUAAAUGAGUUCUGCCUUAAAUCCAGUGAUCUAGAACAACUUCGAAAAAUCAGACGACGAAGUCCCCAUGAAGAUACCGAGUCCUUUACUGUAUACUUGAGAUCAGAUGUGGAGGCAAAGUCUUUGGAAGUUUGGGGAAGCCCUGAAGCUCUUGCCAGAGAGAAAAAGCUGCGGAAGGAAGCAGAAAUAGAAUACAGGGAAAGACUAUUUAGAAACCAAAAAAUAUUAAGAGAAUAUAGAGACUUUCUGGGAAACACCAAGCCACGCUCCAGAACUACAUCAGUUUUUUUUAAGGGGCCAGGAAAAGUGGUGAUGGUUGCCAUUUGCAUCAAUGGAUUAAACUGCUUCUUUAAAUUUCUUGCCUGGAUUUAUACUGGUUCAGCAAGUAUGUUCUCAGAAGCUAUACACUCUUUAUCUGAUACUUGUAAUCAGGGUUUACUAGCAUUGGGCAUCAGUAAGUCUGUUCAGACGCCAGAUCCUACUCAUCCGUAUGGAUUUUCAAAUAUGCGCUAUAUUGUUUCGCUAAUUAGUGGUGUUGGUAUUUUCAUGAUGGGUGCAGGAUUAUCUUGGUACCAUGGGAUCAUGGGAUUGCUUAAUCCUCAACCAAUGGAAUCUCUUCUAUGGGCAUAUUGUAUUUUAGCGGGAUCAUUGGUAUCAGAAGGAGCAACACUUCUUGUUGCUGUAAAUGAACUUCGUAGGAGUGCUCGGGCCAAAGGAAUGUCAUUUUACAAGUAUGUCAUGGAAAGUCGCGAUCCUAGUACAAAUGUUAUAUUAUUGGAGGAUACUGCAGCAGUCCUGGGAGUGACAAUAGCAGCCACUUGUAUGGGCCUGACUUCUAUAACAGGCAAUCCACUGUACGACAGCCUAGGUUCUUUGGGUGUGGGUACCUUAUUAGGCGUGGUCUCAGCAUUCCUCAUCUACACUAACACAGAAGCACUCUUAGGGCGAUCCAUCCAGCCAGAACAAGUACAGCGGCUUACUGAACUCCUGGAGAACGACCCAUCAGUAAGGGCAAUUCAUGAUGUUAAAGCCACAGAUUUGGGAUUAGGGAAAGUAAGAUUUAAGGCAGAAGUAGAUUUUGAUGGACGAGUUGUUACAAGAUCCUAUUUGGAAAAACAAGAUUUUGACCAAAUGUUACAAGAAAUUCAACAAGUGAAAACUCCUGAAGAACUGGAGACCUUUAUGCUUAAACAUGGAGAAAAUAUUAUUGAUACUUUAGGAGCUGAAGUGGAUAGACUUGAGAAGGAACUGAAAAAACGAAAUCCUGAAGUUCGACAUGUAGAUUUGGAGAUAUUAUAGAUUUUCUGGAAUGAAUCACCUCGGAGGGAGCCUUGGAAACAAGGUUGUCCAGCCUACUCUCCCACGCUGAAGGAGUCAACGCCAUUCAGAAGCCAUUUUUUUGAAGAUGGAGGAAAUAUUUUAUGUAAAGGGCAAUUCAGUAGUCCACAGAACUAAAACUACUUCUUGCUUCUAAGAGACGUAUUACAAGUGGAAUCCAUUUGGAAAUCAUGUUCUCAUGUUUCAGUAGGAAACAUUUUAGUUACUUAAAUUGUUCAUAAUUUCUCACUUUAGUCUGUCAGAGUGUAUUAUACCUUGUAAUCAUGUUUCCUUUCUUCACGUUGGUAAAAAGAAGCAGCAUCCACAGGAUUAUGACUUUUAAUUUUGUUGCCACUGAAGAUUUCACUCCAUCACAUCCUGCCAAUCUUGAACAUUCUGGCUAAAUCUUGGUUUGUGCUUUUUAAACAGUCACUCCAUUUCAAAGUUUAUCUUUCCUUAUAGAGUGUAGAAAUUAUUUCUAUAAUACCUUGUAAUUUUGCCCUGAGUGCUAUGGAGGAACACUCUUCUAACCUAGUUAUCUGUAAAUGUUCAUUCCAGAAAUGGCUUAGUUACUGAAUUGAAGGAAGACAUUUCAGUACACUUCUCUGGUCAUAGUAGUUGCCAUUUUGUAAAAUUUCUUACCUUUCCUUUGCUUUCUCUCCUUGUUUAGUUUAAUUUUUCUAAUGGUAGAAGAUAGAAAAUAACCCUAGAUGUUUCCAUAGGCCAGUGUGAUGACUGGUUUUUUCUUUUUGUUUUUUAAGUGGCUUCAGUGCCAUAAUGUGUAUUUACUAGGAGAUAAUGCAUUUAUAAGCAUUUUAACAUUCUGUAAAAUGGACUAGAAAUAUUUAUAAUUUUACAGUCAGGACAGCAUUUUAUUUUUAAUUUAUUUAAAAAGAGGCACUACUUAUGUAAAUCUGGACUGUGGGAUAUUUCUUGCUUUAAGAGAAAGAAAAGCAAAUCUCUCGUGGAAACUUGUGGCCAUGAUUUUGUAUAAUGUCAUAGUCGAUAGUGUGUCUGUAACAUGUUUUUUGCAGUUACAAAUGGGCAUUUAACACAAUAUAUGACUAUAACACUUAUAUAAGUAAGUAACUUUCUAAUGAUCAUAAAGUUUCAAGAUGGAAAAACAUGUAAUUCAGUAAUUGAAAAUUCAGUGCAAAACUACGGCUGUGUCUCCAUUCAUCAGAACAACUCAUACGCACUUUAAGUUGUUCAGGUAGCAUUGUCCAGUUCAGUGAGCAUUGUCCAUGCAAGAGUGGUGGCUGGGUGAUCUCUUUGCUGGAUAAGUGAGUGCUAGACAUUAGACCUAACUACCAGUGUGAAGUCAGUGUCUAAAAACUUACUUAGAUUGAACUUUAUGAACUACAGCAAAUUGUAAUGCUGGAAGCAAAAAAUAAACAUUUGAUUAAAGGGUUUGUAAUGAUAA